GGCAGAUGAAAAUGUUCAUGAGCGUGGAGCGCACAUUAAUAACGACCUCCGCCUCGUACGUGACCGCAUCAUCGUCUCAUUCAAAAAACGAAUCCGCAAAGAAGAGCAUCAGAGUGUUGGAAACAUGAACAGUGGACUCUAAACAACAACAACAACAUCAACAGCAUCAUCUUGGACCAUCGGGAGACAUGCGGACACCACAGCAGCGCUCCUGAAUGAGAAGCCCUGCAGUGGGGACAACAACUAAUCCACUUCCACCGAAAGGUCGUAUUUUCUCCUGUGGUGUCUGUGUGGAGCGUGCCACACAUCCACUCCACAACAACGACGGCUUUUGCUUGCAUCUUCCAGUGUUUCUUCUGUCAGCAAGUUCAGCAGAGCUGCAACUCGUCCAGCGCCAGCCCGGAGGAACCCAGCGAGGAGCACCACAACUGUGAGAUGGUGAAAAUGACAAAGUCCAAGACCUUCCAGGCUUACUUGCCCAACUGUCACCGAACCUACAGCUGCAUCCACUGCCGGGCACAUCUCGCCAAUCACGAUGAGCUCAUCUCAAAGUCAUUCCAAGGCAGCCAGGGACGAGCCUACCUCUUUAAUUCAGUUGUGAAUGUCGGUUGUGGUCCAGCAGAGGAGAGAGUUCUCCUUACAGGUUUACACGCUGUGGCGGACAUCUACUGUGAAAACUGUAAAACCACUCUAGGCUGGAAAUACGAGCAUGCGUUUGAAAGCAGUCAGAAAUACAAAGAAGGCAAGUUCAUCAUCGAGCUGGCUCAUAUGAUCAAAGAUAACGGCUGGGAGUGACCUUCACCUUCUUCCUCUCCGCUCAGUGACCUUUGGCCUGCUCUGCCGUGGACUUUGUCGAGUGACACCACCACAAACAAACACGCACACACAUGCACACAAAGAAAAACCCACGCACACACGCCACCGUCGACACAUCCAGACAUGUCAACCGGGUCAUCACAAAACGCAAAGGCAGAGCGGCGGGAAGCCAAUCCGAGACAUUGACGGGUCACUGAAAGACUCUCUAGGAACUUCUCCGAGAUGUACAUGUCAACACUUUGGGAUCUGAACCUUCUUCCUGUUGGACUCAAGUUUCUGCCCCAUUAACUGGUUUGGGUGUGCUCGGCCCUCCUUGUGCUCCUCGUAAGCUGUUAACAGUAUCCAGAAGACACACUUCCUUUUAUUUUUUUUAUUUUCCACUUCACAUCCUACUCUUUUUGUGAUCGGGCAGGAGCUGUGCAGUUUUUAAGUGUGCGUUUUCUUUCUUUUUGGGAUGGGAAUCCUCCUUCCUGGUGGACUGAUGUUACUGGUUAGCAUUUGACGACGACUACGAAGUCAAGCCUGUUGGUCUUGCGCGAUUGACACCCGUUAGAUUGGGCUAGGCUAUGUAGCAGUAUAUUUGGGAUGGGGCGGGCGCUCAGCAUUGCAGUGGCAUGGCAUUUUUUUUGGUAUUUAUGAACUCCCUCCCGUUUUAACCAUGUUUCGGAUGACUUCACUGUGCAAUUCGUGGGACACUCUGGUACAGCAGUAGCGUCUGACCCCCCUGCAGGAGCUUUAGUUGUCUCUGGUGCUUUUUUUUUGGUGAGAUUACACAAACACACGUCUUUGAGUUGGCAUUUGUGGCAGGAUCCAUUUUUGCAACCAUAACCAUAGACGAGAGAAAGACAAACGCAAGGCAAGCGACAGCCGUUUGGAUGAGAAACUGAAACUAGUGUCCUCCUCAGAACAAUGUUGUGUUUUCAUCCCCCUUCACGCCAAAUGAUUUUACAAAACUGUUGUUGUUGAUAUUACAAUCAUGUGUUUGUUCAUUGCUAUGUGUGAUUUAUGUGUUAAGCACAUGUUUGACGCAUUAUGUUUAUGGCAUACUUGAAUGCAGUUACUUUGUUUGCACUUUGCAGAGGCCUUGUUCAUGGGUUUAGAGGCAAAAGUCUGUCCAUUUUAUGGCCUUUUUUCGUUCAUCGAUGAUAAUAAUGGAAUGAUUGUAUUGUAUUAGAUGCUUUGAAUGAUUCGCGGGGUCGGGUGGUUGCUGGCUUGAUCAUCUCCCUCUGGUUUCACAGAAAUCUGGCUUUCUUUUGCUACGUCAUGCAAUUUGGAUUCAACAGAAGCUGGUCUCAAUUUUUAUUUCCUUUUUACAAUCGGAUUCAAAGUGGCGCUAGGUGAUUCUUUUGCUGCUAAUAGAGAUACAUGCAAUCCAGAGCUUUCACUUUAAACCUUCUGCACUUUACCCGGGCUGUCUGAGAGCAUGCGAGCGGACGCGACUUCCUUUUGUAGCUUUUCUCCACAUCUUUGCCUCUAAGCAGCAUGAAUCUUGUGCCUCUUCAAAAGAUUUAUAUAUACAUAUAUAUAAAAAACGAAAUCUCCCUCUCCUGUGUUGUGCGGCGCAUGACUCCGAGAAUCCAGCACAUCUACUAGAAGCUCGAAAACGACAUGAACUUGGAAACAAACCUCACGGAAAAACCUCGAACGUCUAUAGCGAAGCGUAGUAAAAUCCAGUAUUUUUUUUUCAUAGUUCUGUCAAAGCGAGAGUUGUUCUGAAAUGGCAGUGGUUGUAUUCGGAUUUAAGAGAGGGCGGGGCUGUUGGAGUGGGAGGGGGCGGAGCUUCCUGUAGAGUAGAUUUUUAUUAAGUAUGAAUAUAUAUCUAUCAGAUAAUACCAAUAAAUAUCGAGGUUUUGGGUGGGUGGGAUUGCGGGCAAUAGUAGAAUGAAUGGCGAGCCCUCUGUUACAGCGGUUGCCGCCGAAAAAGGUCAGUCAGGUCACGUGACCUUUGAAUCAGUCAAUGCAAACAAAAUAGUUGUAGAAAUAUCUUACUUGAAAGAUGAUACAGAGUUACAGACAAUACAUUGUCCCUCUCUCACACAGUUUUGUACAUAACGUAACAUAUUUAAGGUUUUAUACAUAUUUCUACUGGGUUAGUUUCUCUACUUCCCCGACUUGAAGCACUUUUGUUCACUGUACCUCUGGCUUUAUAAAUAUAUAUAUAUAUAUGUGUGUGUGUGUGUGUGAAUGAUGAUAGUGUCUAUGUGAGGAUGCAGGAGUGUGUGUGUGUGUGUGUGUUCCCUUACUUCCCUCACUUUAUUUGUACUGUUGUUCACUAGUUCCUCUGUGCUGUUUCCUUUAGCACACUUCUUUUUGAGGUGUUUUGAUGUGUGCUUUUUAGCUUGAUGAUAAUGAGCUUUGUAUUUUUAGUUCUUUUUUUCCCUCCGUUCUUUAUUAUUAAAGUUGAUUUUCAUCCUUUGAUAGUUUCCUGUUGAGAGCCUAACGUCUGCCGGUUGUGUUUUAGCAUCGUGGUCAGCGGUGAGCUGGAUUCACCUGUCGAAAUUUCACAAUAGAAACAUCGACCCAGACUAUUUUACAGACAUUAAAAUGGAAUAAAAUGAUUUUUCAGAGCAGAACUAGAUGGAGGCCAGUGUCACACUGUCAGUGCGCACCAAAAAAUAAGACUUUGCUAAACCAAAACAAACUUUGAGUGUUCUUUUUGAAGGGAUAGUUCACUCAAACUUAAACUAACCUCAUCAUUUAUUCAUUUAUUCAUUUUUUUCUACAAAAGAAGAUAUUUUGAAUAAUGCUGGUUGCUUCCACCCAUCAAUUUCCAUAAUACACUCAAAAAGAGCUUUUUUUUUGGACAACUUAAUUGUAUUAUGUUCAAUCCACUUAAAUUAAGCGAUUUAAAUGUUAUUACUUGAUUGAAUGGGCAUUAUCAGUGGUUAUCAUAUAUGGGCCAGUAGGGGCCUUAUGCGCCUACUGAUAGGCUUACAAGAUUGUUAUCAUCCAUCCACAUGGUUAAUCAGCUAUAGAUCACAUAUAGCUGCAGCCGGAGGUUAACAAGAACUAUUUACAGUAUGUUGUUUAUUAAAUUUCCCAUUAUUUGUGUUUUAUUAACGUCUACCCCUACCCCAAUCCUAAACCCAACUAUCACAGUAAUGUACAAACAGAUAUGGAGUCUUCUCUAUUAGUAUAGAUGAUUAACCAUGAGAAUUAUUCAAAUUACUUAUUAAAUUUCCCAUUAUUUGUGUUUUAUUAACGUCUACUCCAACCCCAACCCUGAACCCAACCCUCACAGUAAUGUAAAAACAGAUCUGGAUCUGAAGUCUUCUCUAUUAGUAUAGCUGAUUAACCAUGUAGAUGGAUGAUAACAGGCUUCUGAGCCUACUAGUUGGCACAGAAGGCCCCUACUGGCCCAUAUAUACAGUAUGGGCUGAUAACGCCUAAUCGAGUGAUAACAUUUGAAGCAGGUGCUUAAAUUUCCAAAAAACAAUCAAGUUAGUUUAAUCGAUUUGAGACAACAUGAAGAAAAAGUGUGGAAUCCAGCAUUUUUGUACUGUAUCAGAAAAAAUUACUAUGGAAGUCAAUUGGUGGCAGCUGCAACAUUCUUCCAAAUAUCUUCUUUGUGUUCAACAAGUGAGUAAAUGAUGAUAAAAUGUUCAUUUUUAAGUGAACUAUCACUUUAUUAAUUACUGGGUCAAACCAAAAAAGCAAGUUUGCGGCCUCUCCAAAUACAAAGUGGGAAAUGAUUCAUAUUUGUCAUUGUUUUUGUUGAUUUCAGAAUUGUGAUUUGUCUUUUACUGCAACACAUUGAAGUGUUUCUGAUGUUUUGACGAUUAGAAAAGAUAGUUUACUUCCCAUUUUUCCUGUUUCUUUUAGUGACACUGGUUUCAGACCUUUCUAGAGCUGAGAUUCGUCAUUCUAGUUAAAGGCGACAGUGGUAUGCAAAGGAAACGAUUGUAUACGUUUGCUGAGUUAUUUUCUUAGGACUGUUAAAAUAUAAAGGUCUAAAGCAUGUUGUAUUUAUAAUGGCUAUAUUAAGUCGUGCCUGGUUUUCUUUCUUUUCUUUUAUUUCUUCAAUGCAAAAAAAAAAAAGCUUUUUCUUCUUUUUACUUGAUUACAUUGCUUUGCGUUCUGUCCUAGUAAAGAAGAGUCACAUUUGUCUGUUUUCACUGUAUUGUAAACUAUCAGAUAUCAUAAUAAAGCUUAAAUGGUA
Messenger RNA from Danio aesculapii, 4975 nucleotides. RefSeq names its product yippee-like 1 (gene ypel1). The record is from RefSeq and is a predicted model, not a curated record. Lineage: Eukaryota; Metazoa; Chordata; Actinopteri; Cypriniformes; Danionidae. The transcript has 5 exons. The coding region runs from base 436 to 795 and encodes 119 amino acids.